Myotis brandtii (Brandt's bat) is the source of this 7480-nucleotide messenger RNA. It is a transcript of the gene SFMBT2, whose product is annotated as Scm-like with four mbt domains 2. Gene Ontology annotation, biological process: regulation of DNA-templated transcription. Gene Ontology annotation, cellular component: nucleus. NCBI's taxonomy places the organism in Eukaryota, Metazoa, Chordata, Mammalia, Chiroptera, Vespertilionidae. The coding region runs from base 87 to 2795 and encodes 902 amino acids. Gene Ontology annotation, molecular function: transcription corepressor activity; histone binding; sequence-specific DNA binding. The record is from RefSeq and is a predicted model, not a curated record. The transcript is spliced from 21 exons.
GAAUCUGACUCUUUUUUUCUUUGUCAGUUGCCCUUAGGUAAUUCUUUCUGCAGGAUGAAUUAAGAGAAGAUCCUUCUUCCUUGGCAAUGGAGAGCAGUUUGCCAGCUACCAAUAUGCCAGACCCCUCAUCUUCUCCCUUGGAGAAACAUCCCAGCUCAGCCAAUGGUAAUGGAGAUUUUGAUUCAGAAGAAGGUUCAAGCUUGGAGGAAAUUGGCUUUAACUGGGGCGAGUACUUGGAAGAAACGGGUGCCAGUGCAGCUCCUCACACAUCAUUCAAACACGUUGAAAUCAGCAUUCAGAGCAACUUCCAGCCUGGGAUGAAAUUGGAAGUGGCCAAUAAGAACAACCCAGACACGUACUGGGUGGCCACUGUGAUCACCACCUGCGGGCAGCUGCUGCUUCUGCGCUACUGUGGUUAUGGGGAGGACCGCCGGGCUGACUUCUGGUGUGACGUGGUGAUAGCAGAUCUGCACCCCGUGGGGUGGUGCACGCAGAACAACAAGGCCCUGAUGCCUCCAGAUGCAAUCAAAGAAAAGUACACAGACUGGACAGAAUUUCUCAUUCGUGACUUGACUGGUUCCCGGACAGCACCUGCUAACCUUCUGGAAGGUGUACAUGCGUACACACAGCCUCUGCGAGGGAAAGGCCCUAUAGACCUCAUUACAGUUGAUUCCUUAAUAGAACUUCAGGAUUCUCAGAACCCUUUUCAGUACUGGAUAGUUAGUGUGAUUGAAAAUGUUGGAGGAAGAUUACGCCUUCGCUAUGUGGGAUUGGAGGACACUGAAUCCUAUGACCAGUGGUUGUUUUACUUGGAUUACAGACUUCGACCAGUUGGUUGGUGUCAAGAGAAUAAAUACAGAAUGGACCCACCUUCAGAAAUCUAUCCUUUGAAGAUGGCCUCUGAAUGGAAAUAUGCUCUGGAAAAAUCCCUUAUUGAUGCUGCAAAGUUUCCUCUUCCAAUGGAAGUAUUUAAGGAUCAUGCAGAUUUGCGAAGCCAUUUCUUCACAGUUGGGAUGAAGCUAGAAACAGUGAAUAUGAGUGAGCCCUUUCAUAUCUGUCCUGCAUCAGUGACCAAGGUUUUUAACAAUCAUUUUUUUCAAGUGACUAUUGACGACCUAAGACCAGAACCUAGUAAACUCUCAAUGCUGUGCCAUGCAGAUUCUUUGGGGAUUUUACCAGUACAGUGGUGCCUUAAAAAUGGAGUCAAUCUCACACCUCCCAAAGGUUAUUCCGGCCAGGACUUCGACUGGGCCGAUUAUCACAAGCAGCAUGGAACGGAAGAAGCACCUCCUUUCUGCUUCAAAAAUACAUCAUUCAGCCGGGGCUUCACAAAGAACAUGAAGCUUGAAGCCGUAAACCCCAGGAAUCCAGGAGAGCUCUGUGUGGCCUCUGUCGUGAGGGUGAAGGGGCGGUUGCUGUGGCUUCACCUGGAAGGCCUGCAGACUCCUGCUCCAGAGUUUAUUGUUGAUGUUGAAUCCAUGGACAUCUUCCCAGUGGGCUGGUGUGAAGCGAAUUCUUACCCUUUGACUACACCUCACAAAAUAGUCCCACAACAGAAGAGAAAGAUUGCAGUUGUGCAACCAGAAAAACAAUUGACAUCCACAGUGCCUGUUGAGAAAAUACCUCAUGACCAUUGUUUAUUCCCUCACCUGGAAACCACAGGUCCUGUCAACGGGAAAUACUGCUGUCCUCAGCUCUUCAUCAAUCACAGGUGCUUCUCAGGCCCUUACCUAAACAAGGGGAGGAUCGCAGAGCUACCUCAGUCGGUGGGACCAGGCAAAUGCGUGCUGGUUCUGAAAGAGGUUCUUAGCAUGAUAAUCAAUGCAGCUUACAAGCCUGGGAGGGUAUUGAGGGAAUUACAACUGGUGGAAGAUCCACACUGGAAUUUUCAGGAGGAGACGCUGAAGGCAAAGUAUAGAGGCAAAACAUACAGGGCCGUAGCCAAGAUUGUACGAACUUCUGACCAAGUAGCGGACUUCUGCAGACGGGUCUGUGCCAAGCUAGAGUGCUGUCCAAAUUUGUUCAGUCCUGUGCUGGUUUCUGAAAACUGCCCAGAAAACUGCUCCAUUCAUACCAAAACCAAAUACACCUAUUAUUAUGGAAAGAGAAAGAAGAUCAUUAAGCCCCCAAUUGGGGAAAGCAGCAUUGAAAGUGGACACCCUAAGCCAGCCAGGCGUCGGAAACGGCGAAAAUCCAUUUUUGUGCAGAAGAAACGGAGGUCUUCUACCGUGGACUUUGCGGCAGGCUCGGGGGAGGAAAGCGAGGAGGAGGAUGUGGAUGCCGUGGACGAUGACACAGGGAGCGAGGAAACCGGCUCUGAGCUGCGGGACGACCAGACAGACACCUCUUCGGCCGAGGUCCCCUCGGCCAGGCCCCGAAGGGCCGUCACCCUGAGGAGCAGCUCCGAGCCAGAGCGCCGGCUGCCCGUGGAAAGGACGAGACGGGGCCGAAAAGUGCAGGCCGCCUCUUGUGCCGAGGGCGGCGACAAGGGCCCGGCAGCCGGCCAGGACAAGGACACGGCACAGGAAACAAAGCAAGAGGAGGAGGAGAGGCUCAUUCUGGAGAGCAACCCGUUAGAGUGGACAGUGACUGACGUGGUGAGGUUCAUUAAACUGACAGACUGCGCCCCCUUGGCCAAAAUUUUUCAGGAACAGGACAUUGACGGUCAGGCGCUGCUGCUGCUGACUCUCCCUACCGUGCAGGAGUGCAUGGAGCUGAAGCUGGGGCCCGCCAUCAAGUUGUGCCAUCAGAUCGAGAGAGUUAAAGUGGCUUUCUACGCCCAGUAUGCCAACUGACUCCACCCUCUGGGGAGGUGGCCCGUUGUCUUGGUGAUACGGUGUCUCGGGAUGGGGUCCAGGACUGGAACUUUUAUUUUUCCCUGGAUACGUGAGAUGGUUCAUGCAGUCACCGGGAAUCGUGAAGCACGAAGGACCUCCUUCACCCCCCAGCCUGUUUCAUAGUUCCAUGUGUUCACAGCACACACCAGGACCACGGCAGUGGCCGCUGGAAGGUGUACAUUAAAGUUCUGUGUCAGACCCUGCGGGAUAUGAAGAGCUUCUUUGUAUGGCCACAUCUCGCCUUUCUCCCACCCCAAAGCAGGCAGCUGCCUUCGAACAAGGUCCUAAACCAGGGCCCAUGUUUCUUUGAAAACACCUGAUGGUGCAGUUGAUGUCAUUUCAAUGUGACCGAGGAGGCUGCCUGGCUGGUAUUUUUUGCUCUACUCAUUCUCAGGCACAUUCAUAGAUGCUUUUCUGUACCGAUACACAUGUGACUGUCACCACAGUUGGAUCUUGGUGGCAACUAAUUUCUCGAACACAGCUGUAGGCAAUGUUUCAGGACAUAGCUAUAAAGAGAUGGGCUAAACCUGCGUCGCCCGUCAGAGGUGCCUUUUAGGAAGUUCGGGGGGUGAAGGAAGGCGAUGUGUCAUGGCAAUGAGACCAUUUUCCAUGAGUAAUGGACACCUCUACUUGCAGGUUCUUUUAUGGGAUCUCAGAUCUCUCUCAUGUUCUAAUGGAAGUGUGACUAUAUCUGGGAGGGACUCCUUUAGUCUCUUGGGAAAUGGUGAGUUGUUUAUUGAAGGAAAAGAUUAAUUUCGGAGAGCAGGAGUGGGAAGAGAUUUGAGAGGAGCUUUUUAUACACCAGCUACAUGCCCUGAGCAGAUUCUCUUUGAAGGCCAUUCUCAGGGCUCGGCCCUGGCCACUCGUUUACAAUAGGCCAACGCCUGCGGCGGAGCGAGCACUGGACCUGAGUCAGGCCUGGUCUUUACCUGGCGUGGCUAAUUACUAACUGUGCUCUUGGGUGGUGAUCACUCUGCACCUCAUUCCUGCCAAGUGACAGGUUGGGACACUUAGGACUGGAGCAGUGAGCACACGUUCUCCUGUCUCCAUUCUGCCCCUGCUAAGAGAAGAGUCCAGGUUGGCCAAAAUGAGAACUAGAGUAAAUGGGGAAAAGGGGUUCCCCAUAGCUUUUAACUCUGUCAAUCCUGCAGCUCACUCUGGCUUUAGAUUCUUAGGACAUUUCUUGGGCAAUGUUUAUUAAAUUGGUAAAGAAAGAUCUUCGACUCUGAGAAUGGCUGGUUGUUUGUACCAAACACUUCAUGUGUGUAUGCCCCUGAGUGAUCCAAUAUGUAUAUAUUCAAACUCAGAUGGACUAUUCUAUUCUGUUACGGUAGUUGCCCAAAUACCUUUUUAAACUUCACGUUGUGCAGGAGUGAACACCAAAGGCAGAGGCUGCACACCUUCAGUUACUUUUUCACUGUAAUCACCUUGAUCUUUUUGCUUUGAUCAGAGUCUCAACAAUUCCACGAAUACCAUGGCAGGGGCCUGGGAGUUGGGGGGCUUAUUAGCUGCUCAUACUUCUGCUACAUUUUAAGGCGGGAUUGUCAGAUUUGGGAACGUUUGAUUACUAAUGCUAAACUGUACUAACAUUCUGCCACUGUUCCAGAUGAAAAUGGAAAACAAAUAUUUUGCAGUUGAGACAUUUUUCAUCUCCCUGUAGCUGAUUUCUACAGUCCAGUUCAAACAUGUGGCAGAUGCAUUUGCCUGGGGACCACUGACGGAAGGACCCCUGUCUUAAGCACCGUUGUGAGGAUGGAAGUGUCCGCGGUGAUUCUUGCUUGGCUUGCAGUCCAUUCUCUCUUCUAAGCGAAAGUUCCGACCCCCUCUCCGUGUCCCGCCCCUGCCUUCUCAGCCGAGUGCUUUUGGCCUUAAAUGCUCGGUCUUAUGGAGUUAAACUCUGUCCAACAAUUGGGAAGGGUAUCCAUUUCAAGAUCUUGGCAUUCUCCCUGUGCUGACUCAUUUAUGAUCUCUCACUGUGGCCUUUCCAAGCUCAGCACUUUCUGUUGCAUUUGAAACUGGAAGGAAGGAAUGUGGCAGCUGAAACCGAGCAAGGUGCUUGCAGCACGGACGUCACCUUCUCAUGCCCUCUCAGAGAUGACACACAGGAGGAGGCGCAGCACUGAAGCAGAUUUCCUGGGGGAGUAUCUGGAGCCGCCCACCCAGAGGAGCUGGAAGGCUCCCGCCGGGCAGCCUGGACAAGAGCUGGCCACCACUGCUGGGGGCGCUUCCUGCUCCCCGCAGGGCCAGGCGCCCAAGACUCUCCUCUUCCUGUCUCCCUCUGUGCUCUGCUCUGUGUGUGAGGAGGACACGCCUGCCACCACAGGCAGAAGGCCAGCCCUGAGUGAUCAUCCUGAAGUGAUCUCAUGCCAUCUCCUGGCCCUUCUGGGAGCCAAGAUAAUGUUUUAGGAUCAAGAAGAUGCUUUUGCUCCAAGUGUUGUUAUGUCCUCCUGAACUUGGGUUCUCUGGGAAUUUCCGUGGUGGUGGGUAUAACUUCAUGCCAGUAGCAACGGGGCUACAGAACCGUAAGGUGGUGUUCGUUUCUCUAUACGAGCCACCUCUCACCAGCUUCUGUCUUAGAAAUAGGGCCAACUGCCAGGAGCAUUUUACUGUGCUGUUAACUGUGUCUCUUAGGGCAGGAAAUACUGAUGUUACACCUGUUACCGCUUCCUCCCCCAAAUACCACCACAGCCCCUAAGUCAAAACGCUCCUACAAGCGAUGCCCCUCCCUUGUCCAUUCCAGAUACUGUGAUCUCGCCUCUGUCUCUCUGAGGGACCAAAGUCCUGUCCUCUGUGUCUCCGGACCCCGCACAUACCAUGCCGCUCAUUACCUCUUGGAAUGGCUGGGGCGCGUGUUUCCCGUCCCCUGGGCCAGCAGACACUGCCAAUCUGGGCAGGUGUAUACCUUGAGAAGCAGAAAUGCCACCUCAUCUUUAAUGGUAAAGGUCCAUCAUCACUCGAUCCCACUCGAAAUCAAAGGGAGCUUGUUUCAGCCUCUAACUUCUUGGCUUCAUUUGUACUGUGUUGGGAAAAUACUCUCCACAAAAAUAUAGGCAUAAAAACCUAACGAGAGCAGGGUAUGACUGGCAUAACAGAACUUACUGUGCUUUUCAAAAAACAAACAAACAAAAACAACAACAAAAAAAACAGGCAAAGACCAGUUUCCUUCACCAUGGAGUUGUGUAGCUUGAAGAACUCAUCCAUUCCUUUUAAAAUUAGGUUCAUUUGAUCAAAGUUUGACUCACGGUGGUUGAGCAGGACAGCUAUUGGUUAGGUUGCUUUACCUUAUUUGAUCAUAUUUGAAAGAUGAUUUCCUGUGUUUGCUUUGAUUUGUUUCUCGAUAAAUUAAAGCGACUCAGACGUUGAACACUGCCCCCUCUGACCCUGACUACAAUCUCCAGCAGGUUGAUGUUGAUCAGCCUUUGAAGACUGGUCUCCGUUUCCUAAUUUGUCUCCUAGGAUUUUGAGUGUUGUAUCAGGCAAGUGCUGAGCUUUUCCUUUUAUCUCAUACCAGACACCCCUUUCUCAGAGCUGUUCUCCCUUGGUUUGGGGAGUACUAGGUGUUUUCAUACUUCUUUUGUAGAACACCCAUUUAUAUUUAUUUCUGUAUAUAGAACUAUAAAAACAGGAGUGUUAAAAUCUUUGUUGUGGUUUGAACAUCGUUGUUGCUUUUUUUGGUUAAGUUGGUAAACCUAGGUUCCAAGUCCUCUGUUCUGUCUUUAGAAAGCUGUGAUCACGUGUGCAAUGAUUUGAAGGGAAAAAUAGUAACUGAAGGUAUCUGUUGUUUUUAAGGAUGAACUCAUUGGGGAGAGAUGCAUCCUGCCCCUGUCUCUUUGGUGCAAUAACUAACUAGCAACUGUUACAAUUUAAUGAUUCUCUUAUUUAUUCACUGUCCUUUUCUUUUUAAGGGAUUUCUAGAAUCCCUUUAACUUGGUUGAAUCUUUAAGUUCAUUGAUUUUUGUAGCUUUUAUCACUAAAGUUGGUUUACAGGUAUCCAAAACAUGAUGUGAUAAAAUCGAAUUGGGUUAUUUUCUCCCACUUCGUUUAUGUAAAAAUUGUAAUUGCUGACACCUGGGGUUUGGUUAAAAGCACCUCUAGUUUAGAUGAUAAAUAGUAACAGUGUCCUGAGCUGCAGACUCUCCAUCUUACUGCUUUUGUUUUAAAUGGCCAGGAUUUGGUACCGGUAAAUACGUAGUCUUGUCACAUAACCAAGCAAGUGGUGCUUCCUAUGCGCCAAAGAGCAGCACUGAGGAAAAAGGAAAGUUUGGGGGCAGGCUGAAAAUCACCUUAUGUUGGGAAAUUGGAGGCAACAUUUUUUAAGUGGCAGAAAAAAUAAUGAUCUCAUUUGUCGUUCAAAAUGGAAGCUAGCAUGAUAUCUGGAAGCGUAAACUGUCCCUAGUCGUGAAUGUUGAAAGCCCUUUUCCUGUUUUGCAUUCCAGUUUGAAGAGUUUGUGUUGAAAUUUGAGUCAUCUAUCUUGUGUAUGUUUCAGUGCAUAAAAGGGAAAAUUGGGGGUUUUUGCUUUUGAGAUUUGCAGGACAAAAGAGCAUGUUGUUGGUUUGUUGUAAGAUUGUAUUCUGUAUAUAUGUUUUCAUGUAAAUAAAUGAAAAUCUAUAUCAGAGUUAUAUUUUAAUUUUUAUUCUCAAUG